CAGAAAUCAGCACCGAUGCGGAAGCUGCUGCAGCGCGUUGGCGUGUCUGUGGCGUUGGCGGUGACCGUGUCAGAUGUGUUUGUCUCUGUGAUGCCUGUACAAGGCACGUCGAUGCAGCCGACGUUGAACCCAGAUGCACACAAACCUGUUCCCACACCUCGCGAUUGGGUGUUGGUUAACAAGACAGUACAACGGUUCUCGUCCGUGCAACGCGGCGAUGUCGUCGUCAUGAAAUCCCCGACCGAUCCAAAGGGCCGCAUGGUCAAGCGCGUCCUCGGCAAGGAAUUUGACGUCGUCCGGCCUCGUGCCGUAGGGGCGCACUUGGUGACGCUGCGUGCUGGGCACAUGUGGGUUGAAGGCGACAAUGCAGACCGCACCAUCGACAGCAACUCGUUUGGGCCGGUGAGCGAGAGCAUGGUGCAGGGCCGCGUCGAAUGUGUCGUCUGGCCUCCUUCCAGGUGGGGACGCGUGCGCUCCCAGCAGCUCGAUUCUCAGAGACUUGUGUACGCGAACAACAGGAAGAAAACGAAGAAGAGUGACAGGAACAACUGAGCAUCGUGUGGCUGGCUGGUCUGGCUGUUGACCAUCUCCUGCUUCGUACCUUCAUGUACACAACUCUCUGGCUGUUCAUAUCGUCAAACCACACUGGUUCUCAUUACGGUCAACUUCCUUUCAUUCCUGAUACCGUGUUCUGCGUGUCUGUGUGAUCGACUUUCCCAUUAUAUUGCAUCAGUGAAUCCCGUGGCGUGUGUUGUGUCACAUCACAUCAUCGCAGCGCAUCGCGCCAUGCCUCCCCGUACACAGCUUGCCGAA
Salpingoeca rosetta is the source of this 813-nucleotide messenger RNA. RefSeq lists its product as uncharacterized. The record is from RefSeq and is a predicted model, not a curated record. Gene Ontology annotation, molecular function: serine-type endopeptidase activity. Bases 16 to 552 code for a protein of 178 amino acids. The transcript is spliced from 6 exons. Gene Ontology annotation, cellular component: mitochondrial inner membrane peptidase complex; membrane. Lineage: Eukaryota; Choanoflagellata; Craspedida; Salpingoecidae. Gene Ontology annotation, biological process: mitochondrial respiratory chain complex assembly.